AUGAUGAUCUUAGAUAAUGUGUCCGAGAAGCUGCGCUCGAAGCAUGUGCGAACGCUCGAACUACUGCAGAAGACACUCGAUGAGAAUGUCGAGUUGCGUGAGCAAGUGUCACAGUUGCAAAAGGGUACACUACACCUUGGCCAAGGAUUGCCACGAUCAAACCUUUCUUCUGAGCUAGAAGAUGAAAUUGAACGCCUUAAGGAAGAGCAUAUACGCAAACUAAGAGAAGUUGAAGAAGCUGCCAGAGCGAAGAUGGCAGAACAAGCCCUUGCUGUAGAGACACUCAACGCUACAACCAGCAAACUGAAAAAUGACAUGAUAACGAUGGAUGUGGCUUUACGUGAAGCACGAGAUCGACUCAAAUACGAGCGGCAAACGUGGAAUGAGGAACGUGUCCAGCUUGAGGCCACUAUCACGGAGGCGACAAAGACUCUGCCACCUGCUAGUCCGAUUCGAGCCAAACAGAACCAGCCACAUACUGAAGCGUUCAUUGAAGAAGAGAAAUCAAAUCAACACCUUGAAGCCGAGCUAGAACUAAGUCGCCAGACUUGUGUCAAUGCUGAUACUGCGCGCCGGUUAACAGAGACGCAACUCAACGAGGUACGAAUGGACUUUGCCCGCGUAACGAGUGAAGCUGCGUCCCAACGAGACCAGAUUAGAGCUCUACAAGCGCAACUUGCUGCAACUCAAACACAACAGCAGUCGAUGUCUGAGGAGUUAACUACUGCACGUCAGAGCUUGGAGACGAAAUCACCCAAAGAACGACCGUUGUCUUCAUCGACGAAGUUACAGCUGCAACAGAAAACCUUACUUGCGCAAUUGCAGGACACAGAGGAGCGCUUUGCUAAGCUAGAAUCGGAAAAUCGAACUUUGCAAUCCCAUACCGCUAGGUUGCAACAACAGCUGGCAAAUGAAGUGGCACAACGCAAGGCAGACGCCUCAGAAGCAGGGAUUUUCGCCAUCCACGUCGAGUUGAAGCGCGAGAAUUUUCAGUUACGUGCACAAGUAGAAGAACUCAAGGCCCUGCAAAAGCGCUUUUUGACAUCUGCAAAGAAGAAAACCAUGAGCUUUCCCUCACUAUAA
Molecule: messenger RNA, 1083 nt
Organism: Phytophthora infestans T30-4
Lineage: Eukaryota; Oomycota; Peronosporomycetes; Peronosporales; Peronosporaceae
Exons: 2
Coding region: 1-1083 (360 amino acids)
Source: RefSeq, a predicted model, not a curated record